This is a messenger RNA of Struthio camelus australis, 3146 nucleotides long. The record is from RefSeq and is a predicted model, not a curated record. NCBI's taxonomy places the organism in Eukaryota, Metazoa, Chordata, Aves, Struthioniformes, Struthionidae.
ACCCAGAAGGCACAAUGAGUGUUAAAGCUUUCAAGCUCGUUUCCGCUGUUGAGCGGGAGAUGUUAAUGGGGGACAAAGCUCACAUCAACAUCGAAUGCAUUGAGUGUUGUGGAAAGAACCUGUAUAUUGGAACCAAUGACUGCUUUAUCUAUCACUUUCUGUUGGAUGAAAAGAUAUCAACAGCUGGAAAAAUAACUUUUGCUGCCACCAAGCAACUGCAUAAAUACCUGGGCUUCAAGAAGUCUGUGAGUGAGCUAAAAGCAGCUUCUGCACUCACCAGGCUUCUUGUGCUUUGUGACAACACAAUAACACUAGUUAAUAUGAUGAAUUUGGAACCUGUUCCCACUGGUGCUAGAAUCAAAGGAGCUGUGACAUUCACGUUAAAUGAAAACCCUGUGAGUGGAGACCCUUUCUGUGUUGAAGUCUGCAUUAUCUCAGUCAAGCGUCGGACCAUUCAAAUGUUCAUGGUGUUUGAAGACAGAGUCCAGAUAGUGAAGGAAGUGUUUACUCCAGAGCAACCCUACGCUGUGGCUGUAGAUGGUCAUUACCUAUGUCUUGCACUUACUACACAAUAUAUCAUAUUGAACUAUAAUACUGGCAUCUCCCAGGAUCUAUUUCCCUAUUGCAGUGAUGAGAAACGGCCAAUUGUGAAAAGGAUAGGCAGACAGGAGUUUCUGUUGGCUGGUCCUGGAGGGCUAGGCAUGUUUGCAACCGUAGAUGGCAUUUCACAGCGUGCCCCCGUGCACUGGUCGGAGAACGUGAUUGGAGCAGCCUUGUGCUUUCCUUACGUGGUUGCUCUAGAUGAUGAGUUCAUUACAGUGCACAGCAUGCUGGACCAGCAGCAAAAGCAAACCCUACCUUUUAAAGAAGGUCACAUUCUACAGGACUUUGAAGGCAAGGUAAUCGUUGCUACUAAUAAGGGUGUAUAUAUCUUGGUGCCACUACCUUUGGAAAAACAGAUUCAGGAUCUUCUAGCUAGCCGCAGAGUGGAAGAAGCCCUUGUUUUAGCAAAAGGAGCUCGAAGGAACAUUCCGAAAGAGAAGUUUCAGGUAAUGUACAAACGAAUCCUGCAGCAAGCAGGUUUUAUUCAGUUUGCACAGCUUCAGUUCCUUGAAGCAAAAGAGCUCUUCAGAAGCGGCCAGCUUGAUGUCCGGGAGCUGAUCUCUCUGUACCCCUUCCUGUUGCCUACUUCCUCUUCAUUUAUACGGUCUCAUCCCCCUCUGCAUGAGUAUGCUGACCUAAACCAGCUGACACAAGGGGACCAGGAGAAGAUGACGAAAUGCAAACGGUUCCUUAUGAGCUACUUAAGUGAAGUCCGCAGUACUGAUGUUGCAAACGGCUACAAGGAAGAUGUUGACACAGCUUUACUUAAGUUAUAUGCAGAGGCAAAUCAUGAAAGUCUUCUGGAUCUGCUAGUUUCGGAGAAUUUUUGUCUUUUAACAGAUAGUGCUGCUUGGCUAGAAAAACACAAAAAGUAUUUUGCCCUUGGUCUCCUUUAUCACUACAAUGGUCAGGACGCUGCAGCACUUCAGUUAUGGGUGAAAAUAGUGAAUGGAGACAUUCAAGACUCUACACGUUCAGAUCUGUAUGAAUACAUCGUGGACUUCCUUACAUUCUGCUCAGACCAAGAUCUAGUGUGGAAAUACUCAGAAUGGGCUUUACAGAAAAAUGAAGAGGUUGGAGUACAGAUUUUCACUAAAAGGCCUUUGGAAGAACAGGAAAAAAACAACAUUAAUCCAGAUGAUAUCAUCGGUUGCCUUAAUAAAUACCCAAAGUCACUUGUUAAAUAUCUAGAACAUCUAGUGUUGGAAAGAAAAAUAGAGAAGGAGAAGUACCAUACCCAUCUAGCUGUCUUGUAUUUGGAAGCAAUACUUCAGCUGCAAUCUGUGACAACAGAUAAUUGUACAGAAACAACUGAACUGCUGUUUAAACUACGCGGUCUUCUUCAGAAAUCUGAUCUUUAUAGAAUUCACUUUAUUUUGGAUAAAAUCCGGGGCACGGAUCUUCAUAUGGAAAGUGCAAUUUUAUAUGGGAAGCUAGAAGAACAUGAGAAGGCUUUGCAUAUCCUGGUCCAUGAGUUAAAGGACUUCCAUGCUGCUGAAGAAUACUGUAUAUGGAACUCUGAGAACAGAGGUCUGCAGUACAGGCAGAGGCUUUUCCAUAUGCUUCUGUCAGUAUAUCUAAAUACAGGCACUUCAGACUCUGCACUAGUCAUGGCUGCUGUGGAUCUGCUGAACAACCAUGCUGCUGAAUUUGAUGCAGCUCUAGUUUUGCAGCUGGUGCCUGACAGCUGGUCAGUGCAGCUUCUGUCCCCAUUCCUGGCUGGAGCAGUGAGGCAAAGCGUUCAUACAAAAAGAAUGACUCAGAUUGCACUUGGAUUAGCACAAGCUGAAAACUUAAUCUACAAACAUGAGAAGGUUAAACAAAAAGGAACCCCAAUUCUUCUUUCAGAUAAAAAGGUCUGUCAGGUGUGCCAGAAUCCCUUCUGCAAGCCUGUAUUUGUGCGAUACCCAAAUGGGGGUAUGGUCCACACACACUGUGCUGCAAACAGACAUCUGAAUUCAAAAAUGACUCAUCACUCUUCCAACUCCAGCAGUCAGACUUGAAAUACGUUCCAGGUGCCACAGGUUCCCAUGACUUUUACACCAUUGAAAGUGGGCUGGAAAAAGAACGAAGUGCAGCUACUUUAGGUAUAAAUCAAGAUGAACAGAUAGUCCUUGGGUUAAUGGGAAGACUUUAUUAAAUAUGAAAUAUGGCCACUUAUCUUGUUUUUAAUGAAUGUAGAUAGAAGAGAAAAUUCACUACCAGAAAUGGAGACGUGCAAAUAUAGGUUCUUCUGUAUAUAGUAAUAAACAAUUAAAGAAAAUGAGCCAUUUCUUCACAGUAAAGAUGAAUGUUAGGGAGAUAAGGCAAACGGCUAUUCUGAGAAAUGUCACUUUGCACUGAAGGGGGUGUUGAUAAAUUUGUACAGGUGGAGAUGACAUCGUUGGGAGCUGGAAUUCUUGGAAUGUUACAUGACAAGACUGGCAUAAUGCAGCUUAUUAUCAAGAAAAAAAUGUGUAUUGGUUAUAAUGUUGGCUGCAAGAUGUCCUCCUUUGGGCUGAAUUCUCUUCCCUAGGAUCACAUUAUGAGCUUGUUCUUUGCUC